AUGUGGUGGACAAGAGUAAAACGAGAUGCUAGCGAGGAUGACAUAUCGACGAUUGCAAAUCCGUGGGCGACAGCAGAUAUCAUAUACACUGCCAUCAUGGGGUCGCUUAUGCUGGCCGCGUUCCUGGAGUGGUUUCUGUGGAUAGCUGCCUUCCUCUACUGCCUUAUCAAAGCAUACCGGAAAGCCGAGAGUAAAAGCAUUCGAAUCCUUGCCGUCAUUAUCAUGGUUUUGGCGAUAUUCCUUCCAAUCAUGAUCGUUACCUUACCUCUACCUCCUCGACUCGUAAGAUACUUCCCUCAAGUAAUGGUCCAUUUCCUCCAGUGGUUUGCUUUCUGGAGUUUCGCUGGUCUACUUACAAUACCCUGGCUCUUUUGCGUCUAUCAAUUAGUCACGCACUCCUUUGGCAGGACUAAAAGGAUCAAACAUGUACUGGACGAAGCCUCGGCCCCUAAAGUGGUUAUUGUCAUGCCGUGCUACAAAGAAAAACCAGACAUACUACUCAGGACCGUAGAUUCGCUUGUCGAUUGUGAAUAUCCUCCAUCGUGUCUACACGUGUUUCUUUCGUUCGAUGGUGACCAAGAAGACGAGCUUUACCUCAGGACAAUCGAGAAACUCGGGGUUCCGCUGGCCCUCGACUCGUACCCGAAAAGCAUUGAUGUCGCUUACAGAGGUACGAGGAUCACUGUCUCACGAUUUCCACAUGGAGGAAAGCGCCAUUGUCAAAAACGGACAUUCAAACUUAUUGAUAAGAUCUAUACUGAGUACCUGAAGCGCAAUGACAACCUCUUUGUACUCUUCAUUGACUCUGAUUGUAUACUGGACAAAGUUUGCAUCCAAAAUUUCAUGUACGAGAUGGAGCUGAAGCCAGGAAGCAAGAGGAAUAUGCUCGCGCAAACCGGCGUCAUUACAUCAACCACAGAGAAGAACAGUUUGAUUACACUCCUGCAGGACAUGGAAUACAUUCAUGGCCAGCUUUUCGAGCGCUCCGUGGAGUCUGGCUGCGGGGCAGUCACUUGUCUGCCAGGAGCACUGACUAUCCUCAGAUUCUCCGCAUUCAGGAAGAUGGCAAAAUACUACUUCGCUGACAAAGCUGAACAAUGUCAAGAUCUAUUUGACUAUGGCAAGUGUCACCUUGGAGAGGAUCGUUGGCUCACGCACCUCUUCAUGAUAGGCGCCAAGGAGAGAUACCAGAUUCAGAUGAAUACUGGUGCUUUCUGCAAGACCGAAGCAGUACAGGAGUAUAAUAGCUUACUCAAGCAGCGUCGCCGGUGGUUCUUAGGCUUUAUCACGAAUGAGGUCUGUAUGCUUACCGAUAUUCGACUCUGGAAACGCUACCCCCUCUUAUGCUUGAUGCGCUUCGCGCAAAAUACCAUACGUACGACCGCUCUUCUGUUUUUUAUCAUGGUUAUCUCGCUCAUGACGACUUCAAGAAAGAUUGAAGAUCUUCCUGUUGGUUUCAUUGGUGUAUCACUGGGCUUGAACUGGGCACUCAUGCUCUAUUUUGGUGCGAAGCUUGGUCGAUACAAGAUUAUGCUUUACCCCUUGAUGUUUGUUGUAAACCCGUUCUUCAACUGGGUUUAUAUGGUCUAUGGUAUCUUCACUGCCGGUCAGCGCACUUGGGGCGGUCCUAGGGCCGAUGCUGGGGCUGCAGACAUCAAUACAUCACCCCAAGCGGCCAUCGAGUAUGCCGAGGCCAUGGGGGACGAUCUCAACGUUGUUCCAGAGACAUUCAAGUCGGCUGCAGAAGCUCGCACGCACCAUUACACGCAUGUGCCGUUCCUCCCAUCCGACAACAUCGAAGGUCGUUUUGCACCAGCCGAGCAGCUACCGGAUGGUUGGUACUGGCAAGGAAACGAUUCUGGACUUCAUGUGCUUAAAGGAACGACUCGACAGGUUGUAGGAAUGGCAUUGCAUCUGCGAAACUCAUAUGAGUCCAGUGGCACGACAGACUCAGCGACUAAUUCAGUGUAUCUACCUCGUAGGGUCGAAAGCAUCAUGGAUCUAGAUGAUACUCUCAAGUACCACAUGGGCCAGGCUGUACAGCGCCCUGCAGGAGGUACCACUUUUACCAGUGAGCGCUCAGGUGUAUUUGAU
Pseudovirgaria hyperparasitica is the source of this 2094-nucleotide messenger RNA. RefSeq lists its product as uncharacterized. Lineage: Eukaryota; Fungi; Ascomycota; Dothideomycetes; Acrospermales; Acrospermaceae. The transcript has 3 exons. Gene Ontology annotation, molecular function: chitin synthase activity. The annotation marks the transcript as partial. The record is from RefSeq and is a predicted model, not a curated record. Gene Ontology annotation, cellular component: cell periphery; cell septum.